UAAGUUUCCUCUCACAAAAGAACACUAUGGAAUCCAUUCAAAAAUCUAUAAACGACAUGAUGACACUGUUUAACUCAAAAAUGGAGGACUUCCAGUGCAGUUUACAGCAAGCGAAUCCAUCACCUAACAUCACUUCAUUGGCCACGGAUUUUGCUGACUUUAGGAGUUUCAUUGGUGUAACAAUGGCAUCACUGCAGAGACAAGUCGCAUUGCUCUCACAACAGCAGGAGCAAUUUGAAAUGAACUUCCGGCGUAACAUGCUGCUUCUUCAUGGUAUGUCCGAGGGCUCAAAUGAGGAUCUUGUUCCGGAAAUUGUUCAUAUGGCAAAGUCCAAGUUAAAGAUAGCCAAUUUCUCGGAAGCUGAUAUUGCACGUUGCUAUCGCUUGGGACGUUCUGCUGUUGGUCGGAAGCCGAGGCCAAUUCUGAUUGAAUUUCUCAACAUUUCAAGUAAGGAUAAAUUCUGGCGUGCUAAGACGGUACUAAAAGGCUCUGGAUUGACCCUCUCGGAAUACUUGACCAAGAUCAGACACCAGGCAUUCAUGGCAGCUCGUCAACACUUUGGUAUAAAUAAAUGUUGGACGCGUGAUGGUUGCGUGUUGAUUAUCGGGCAUGAUGGUACGAGACAUCGCGUUUACACUAUUGAGGAUGUCAACAGGCUUCGAGGCAACUUGCAAACAGAGGUCCCGAGCGUGAAGCCUGCUGCUGAAGUGGUGCCUGCGGGUGGCAUACCAGCGGCAAAGCCUGCGGUAGUGCCUGCAGCUUCGGCGGUCGUCGGGGGCUCGUCGUCACGUCCGAAACGGGCUGUUAUCAAAAAGUAGUUUCCGUCGCAAUGUAACUUCGGUAACGUUUUUACGAAGUGAUUUGUAAGUAGUUUAAUAACUACCUUCUUAUUUUUUGAUUUUUUUUUUUUUUUUUUAUAAUUUAUAGUUUAAAUGCGGUAGUUGUUGGAAUUUAUGUCAGAUUUG
Molecule: messenger RNA, 965 nt
Organism: Amyelois transitella
Lineage: Eukaryota; Metazoa; Arthropoda; Insecta; Lepidoptera; Pyralidae
Exons: 1
Coding region: 27-818 (263 amino acids)
Source: RefSeq, a predicted model, not a curated record